Anoplophora glabripennis (Asian longhorned beetle) is the source of this 387-nucleotide messenger RNA. RefSeq lists its product as uncharacterized. Lineage: Eukaryota; Metazoa; Arthropoda; Insecta; Coleoptera; Cerambycidae. The transcript is spliced from 2 exons. Bases 105 to 329 code for a protein of 74 amino acids. The record is from RefSeq and is a predicted model, not a curated record.
UCUUAACCUAAGAAAAUCAGUACAAACUUUACUUUUAUUCUAAAUGCUUAAAUUAAAACGAUUUUAAGUCUAUUUAUGAGUGGAAUGAUUUAUGAGCUCUCUAUAUGAUAAUCCUCUUCAGUAUCGUAGCAGUGGCUACUUCUUAUGCAGGAGUGGUAGCUCCAGUUGUGGGCCAUUCUGUUGUCUCUAGUCAUAGUAGUGUCGUUGCACAUCCAGCCCCAGCUGCCAAAGCAAUUCCUAUAGUACAUGCUGCCCAUGUAGUUCCGAUUAAGACUGUCCAUACUGUUCCUGCUGUGAAAACCUCACAUGUUGUUCAUCACCUUCACUAAACCGAUUAAAAGAAUUUAUUUGUUGGUGAAUUUAUUUAUAAAUUAGUUGUUUCUAUUA